Folsomia candida is the source of this 3235-nucleotide messenger RNA. RefSeq names its product RING finger and transmembrane domain-containing protein 2. Gene Ontology annotation, molecular function: ubiquitin protein ligase activity. Gene Ontology annotation, biological process: positive regulation of ERAD pathway. NCBI's taxonomy places the organism in Eukaryota, Metazoa, Arthropoda, Collembola, Entomobryomorpha, Isotomidae. The coding region runs from base 521 to 2422 and encodes 633 amino acids. The transcript has 11 exons. The record is from RefSeq and is a predicted model, not a curated record.
UCGCUAACAUCGCACUGCAAUUCUCCAUCGUCCUCUGCCUCAUAUGGUGGUGGGCACCUCCUGACUUGCUUUCAAUUCAAUUCAUCAGCAGAGCAAGAACAUUAAAAUUUUACUAGUUUUUUAGCCAGAUUUUUUUUAAAACAGACAAAAUUUCUGGUACGGGGCUGCAGGUGUGGUUGCUAGCACCACGAAGACGAAUAGCAUAGUUAGUUAGCUGACUGCGGACGACAAAGUGGUGGCUGGGAAAAAAGAGUGACGGAAAAAGACGAAUCUAGUCAGUCGUGACGAACAUAAACCACUCAGAGAAAUUUUUGGAUUUUACUAGUUUUUAAGAAGGAUCUCGGCAACUUUUCACAUUUAUUCUUCAUAUCUCCCAUUCGUAUCAUUCAGUUAAGAAUCAUUGUACACAACACGCUUGGAAAUUAUUUUUACUGGCGAUAGCAGCUACACAUCUUCUGUUUUCGUCAGCAUUCUAAUUCUGACGUGUGGGUAGAAAUAUUGGAGCGAGUUUCUGAAAGUUAUGACGGAUUCUGCAGGAAUCAGCAGAACUGGUGACGGUGACGUUAGUCAAGGAGCGGGUAGCAUUCCAUCGACGAGUAGUGAGAGAGUAGUAGAAACCACAGGCAGGAAAAACAGUAGUUCUGUUGCCAUUAGCGGGGACGAUCAGGUAGCAGGACCAAGCUCAAGCAGCAAUCAGCAAGCUCCAACCGUUUCAACAACGUCCCGUGCUGCAACGCAACAACAAGCAUCCACCGUUGAGCGUCAAAACAGUACCAGCAGUACUCGUAGCGACGGUGGGGCUGGUGGGGAAAGAGAGCGCGGGCGAUUCCCAUUUCUGGAUUUCGACUCUGGGGCUGGACCUCGACACAUUCAAGCUCUGACAAUGUUUCAAGAAUGGGCAAGAAACAGCAUGGGAGCAAGCAUUCCAAUUUUGGGUUCCAGUAGCAGUGCAGCCAACACCGGAGGAGAUAAUUUUAACAUAAAUGAUCGCGCGAGGCAAUCGCAAGUACAGCGACAACCGAGUGAUACUCAGAUUUCAAUUCCGGGCGGAGGAGAAACGAUGCAACAGCCGCCGUUGCCAGCUCCAAUGUCAAAUCCAGCUCUCAGUUUGUCAUCUCGACUUGCCAGAGGGUUGCUUCAAUCAAAUUUCAGACGGAGAUCUGAUGAAAUUCCAGAGCCACCAGUGGUGAGCUACAACCAAGCCACGUCUACAGCUAUGGUGGGAAAUACCUCCUCAAGUCGUGAUCGAGAAGGUUUGACACUGGACAUUGAAAGCAAUGGAGGUGUGGGUGCUGCUAACUCAUCGACUUCUUGGGGGGAUAACAAUCAGAGUGGUGCUGGAGGGCACAACAACGUACCUGAUGAUGAUGAGUCUCGACGUGCAAGCGCUGAUGGUCAGUCAGGUGGUCGACGUGUUUCUCCAUCAGGAUCAACAACGCCCACCCGUGGAGGAGGAACAGGAGGAGGUUCUGCAGAAGGCACACCGACUGCUCCAGGAGAUAUUCUCAGAGAUAGUCCGGAGACACGAGCUUUCAUUGAAGAAAUUAACCACUACACAACACUGCGCCCGUUCUUGAUUCUAAUGUUGCUUAAGGUAUCUGUAUUUUUUGUGCAGAGUUUGGUAGACCAUGGAAGUGGGAUCGUUUGCUUCUUUGCUCUGAUCGUCACCUUCAGCCACGCCAAUUCACUGUUGAAAAAAGAAAUUUCAAAGCAGCGCAAGAGAAAUCUCUUGUUCCUGAUUAUGAUUGUAGUCAAUCUGAUUGGAUGUGCAGCCUUCAUCUACUAUGUCUUUAGUGAUGAAGAACUCUACUACGCACUUGGAUUUAUGAGUACAAAAGUGGACCUGACUAGUUUCUGGAUGUUGAUGUGGGUAGUAGGAGUCACGGAUUACAUUGCAAAGUUUGGUGCUAUCGUGGCCAAGUCAUUCAUAGUUGCAAUGCCCACUGCUCUGAUUCCGUUUCAAAAGAGGGGCAUCUACUAUCUCUUUAUUGAACAAACGUCACAAUUGUACCGAAGCGCAUUACCAGCCCACCAUUGGCUCCUCUAUUUGGUCAACUCGUACGAAGGGAGCAUGAAAAUGUUUGGAUUGAUUCUUGGGGGAUUGUAUGCGUUGUUCAAAUUGGUUGACAGUGUUCAACGGGUAAAGGAUUGGAAUACGGCAUUCCGAAAGUUGUUUCAAAAUGUGCACUACGGUACCAGCGUGACGGCCAAGGAAUUGGACAGUAUGGACUCUGUCAUUUGCCCCAUAUGUCAUGACAGUUUCACCUCUCCCACACGACUCUCAUGCUCACAUGUCUUUUGUGAGGAAUGUGUUUCUACUUGGUUUGAUCGCGGAAUGACUUGUCCCAUGUGCCGCGCCAAGGUUGUUGACGACCCUUCAUUCCGUGAUGGAACAACAGCUCAGUACAUUCAAUUUUUCUAAAAAUUUCCACUCCAUCAUCUUCUGUUAAAAUCAACCCAAAUCAACCAACCAACCAAACCAAUCAACCAAUUAUAUGCAAAUCGUCAACCAUCAUACAUGGAUCUUUAAUCUUCAAAAUCAUUCUUACUUUUCUAUUAUUUUGGUCAUUUAUUUACCUGGAUUAGAAUGUCAUUACCAAUAUCGAACAUUAGACUUUAAUCAUCAAAAUCAAGCUGUUAUAAUGCAAAAAACUAAGAUGCACCAAUAUAUAUGCUACCAUAACAUGCUUAAGCAUGGUGGAAAUGCAAAUGCAUCCCUCCGUACUAUUCAUUCAGAGUUACCCAUCUCCAUAUUUAAAAAAACUUAUGGACAGUUAUACGUCCUAGAAAUUACCUUUCUUUGAUAUUUAAUUCUAUAUACAGAUAUAUUUACAUUCAGCUUUUAAUACUACAUAAUUAUUCUAUAAGGAUUUCAGAUGGAUGACGUGAGUGUGUGCAUUCAGCCAAGUGAUAAAUAAUUAAAUCGAUUGCCGAUAUUGAAUCUUCUCAAACUGAUUUUUGAACUGAAUAUUACAUAGCAAUUAAGUAAAUGAUGUUAUAUCUCUUCUUAUCUUAUUUUUACUCUGAUGUAUCUGCCAUAAGAAGGGCCUCAUUUGUCGUUCGUUUUAUUUUUCUUUUUAAUUUAUUUUAAUUAAGAAAAAUUUCAAUAUUUUUUCGUAUGAAAGUAUUUGUACUCACGAUAAAGCGCGGCUACCAUUAUUAAUUAUAACCUGUCUUCUCAUAUAAGUCAGAUUCAAUUAAAUGAAAUCGUUUAAUAAACGCAGAUAUUAAUGAA